Mus pahari (shrew mouse) is the source of this 774-nucleotide messenger RNA. RefSeq names its product keratin-associated protein 10-2-like. The record is from RefSeq and is a predicted model, not a curated record. Gene Ontology annotation, cellular component: keratin filament. The coding region runs from base 1 to 774 and encodes 257 amino acids. The transcript has a single exon. Lineage: Eukaryota; Metazoa; Chordata; Mammalia; Rodentia; Muridae.
AUGGCCACCUCCACCAUGUCCGUCUGCUCUGAUGCUCCCACCAACUCCUCCUGGCAGGUGGAUGACUGCCCAGAGAGCUGCUGUGAGCCCUGCUGCUGUGCCCCCAGCUGCUGCUGUGCCCCCAGCUGCUGCCAACCCAGCUGCUGUGUCCCCAGCUGCUGUGUCCCCAGCUGUUACCAGCCAAGCUGCUGCCAGCCAAGCUGCUGCCAGACAAGCUGUUGCCAGCCAAGUUGCUGUGCCCCAGCUCCCUGCCUGACCCUCAUCUGCACCCCAGUGAGCUGUGUGUCCAGUCCCUGCUGCCAAUCUUCCUGCUGCACACCCUCAUGCUGCCAGCAGUCUAGCUGCCAGCCAGCUUGCUGCACCUGCUCCCCCUGCCAGCAGCCCUGCUGUGUGACCCUUUGCUGCAAGCCUGUCUGCUGCACACCCAUCUGCUCUGGACCAUGCUGCCAGCAGUCUAGCUGCCAGUCCUCAUGCUGUCCAUCCCCCUGCUGUGUGCCUGUCUGCUGCAAGCCUGUCUGCUGCACACCCAUCUGCUCUGGCGGCUCCUCCUCCUGCUGCCAGCCCUCCUGCUGUGCUCCUGUGUGCUGCAAGCCCUGCUCCAGCCUGUCCCUGCUGUGUCGCCCUGUGUGCAGACCUGCCUGCUGUGUGCCCACCUCCUCCUGCUGUGCCUCCUCCUGCCAGCCCAGCUGCUGCCGCCCAACCUCCAGUGUGUCCCUGCUGUGCCGCCCUGCCUGCUCCAGACAGGCCUGCUGUGGACAGAAGUCCAGCUGCUGA